Molecule: messenger RNA, 3246 nt
Organism: Cetraspora pellucida
Lineage: Eukaryota; Fungi; Glomeromycota; Glomeromycetes; Diversisporales; Gigasporaceae
Source: the annotation of a GenBank genome assembly
AUGAAUACAGAUAAUAUAGAUAAUAACGAGAAUCUAGCCUCCGUUACUCCGAGGCCAAGGUUAAAUACCGAAGGUCGUGGCUCCGACACGACAUCGCGACGAUCUUUUUAUCUUAGUAACCAAGCACAAUCACCGGCUGUCUUAAAAAAACAACUACAAGAUCAACUAAACGAAAAUGCUGACUUAGCUGCUGCUCUUGUAAAACAACAAUCAGAAUUACAAGAUCAAAUAAAGGCAUUAGAUAGUACUGAAGGUAAUGAAGUCCCUCAAGAACUAAAAAAUAAAUUAGCUGACCUUGAAAAAGAAGCUGGUGCUAUACAUGAAAGCUCCGCAAAGGUUCUUCUGGGUUCAAAAAGUCUACAAGACGUGGGACUAGAGUCACCAAAUACUUCAACUCCAACAACUCCUUCUAUAGAAACAACAACACCAACUCAAACUAUAGGAAAAUCCUCCUCAAGGCGUGAUCGUAAUGCGCAGAAAGGUCGUCAAAAAGAUAUAGAAUUUGCUACUGAAAUAGGUCAAGGUUUAUUACAAGAAGUUAGACGUUUACAAGCUUUAUUACAUGAAAAAGAAGAAAGAAUAAAAGAAUUAGAAGCUGAAAAGGCUGAAUUAGAACGUACUAUUGAACAACUUAAUAAAAACUUGCGAGCAAAUCAAGAAUCUAAAGAUCGGUUAAACGAACAAGUUUGGGCUCUGGAAUUAGCUAAGCAAGAUCUUAGCUCACAAUUAGAAGACUUGCAUCAACAACUUACUAAAGCUCGUAGUGAUUACACAAAGAUUGAAAAAGCUCUUUCAACUGCGACUGAUGUUAUAGAACAACUUAAAGAUAAAGAAGAAAGAUUAACUUCAAAUCUUGAGAAUUUAAAAACUCGACAUGAAAAAGAUAUGGCAAAUAAUCGAAGGCAUAUUGCUGCUCUUAAUAGAGAAAAAGCAGAUUUGUUAAAAAUUGUUGAUGAUUUAAAAUCUCAAUUAGAUUCUUUUGUAAAUGCCUCAAAAAUUAAGAAAAGUACUAAGGAUACUGGUACCGGUUCAAAUAAUAUAUCAUAUGAUGAAGAUGGUCAGAUUAUUAGUAGUGGUGAUACUGAUUCAAGUAUUCCUCAGGAUUCUCUUAAUAAAAAUGUGAAUUCUCAAGAAACCAUGAAAGCUCUUGGUGUUGCAAACCGUAUGAUUGGUAGCCUUCGCGCUAAUCUCCAAAAAGAAAAAAGUGAAAAAUAUGAAUUAAAGAAAUUAUUAUCUGAUAGAGAAGAACAAAUUGAAGCUAUGCGUGUAGAACUUUAUGAUGCCUUACCUGAUCAAUCAAAACAAGGAAACCUUGAACCAGGUGAUCGUUCCAUUAUCUCUGAAAAUUAUUUACUUUCUAAUGAUCUUGAAAAGAUAAAUAAGGACAAUCGUCCUUCAUCCAGUUGGUUCAAUAAGGCUAAAAACAAAAUUAAAGCUGCAAGAAGGGAUGAAGCCUUUAGAAAAUUAGAUAAUUCUACUUCUCGAGGGAUAGUGAGUGAACCUGAAACUUUUGAAGAUAGUAGACCUAGAAAUUCCGAUUUAAGGUAUAAAGACUCGGUUGUUCGUAGACGUGUUACUGAAUAUGAAGAUAUUAGUAAACAAAAUGAUGACGAUGAAAGCAUUAUUCAUAGAAGCUCUCAAAGUUCAAAAGUCGGCGAGCCUAGAUCUCCAUCUGACGAAAAAAGACGUACAAAUUCUGGAAAUUCUCUCAUGGAAGGUGAGUAUGAAUCAUCAACUGAUUCAUUUGCGACAGAAAAUGAGUCAAACAUUGAUUCUAAAAGAGGAUCCGCAAAAUCAAAAAGAGAAACAAACCAAGAUGUACUUUCAUAUAAAAUAGAUUCUUCUCCAACCACUCGAUCAAUUCCCAAAGAAUCUACCAUAAUUAAAACAUUCGUAGAUGUUGGUGUACAAACUGAAUCGAAAACUGAACGAAGUGAUUCAAUGUCCAGCAAACUUACAUUUGGAACUAACAGAGAUACCAUGAUCUCUGAUAAUAUCCCUCACGAUUCAAAGUAUGAUCAAACCAGCCAAACUUUGACCGUACCUGAUAAUGGUAACAAAGAUAACAAACGAUUCACACUUGAUCUUAGUUCAUCAUCAAAUAAUCAACAAUCUCAACCACCACGAAGUAUUUUACAAAAUACAAAUAAACAACAAGGACCAAUUCAAAGUUUGGAUCCACCUCCACGCCCCGCUAAUGGACCAUCAGCAACACUAAUACAACGUUUACCGGCCGCCGUUAAUUUUGGUCAACAAGCUGGUACACCAAAAGUUCAAAAAUCACUUGAUAACGCACGUAAAAGUUCAGCAGAAUCACAAGAUGGUAUACUAACUAAUGGUAAAUCAAGAGGUAUUAAUAAUAUAAAUGCUGGUGAACCUACCACAUCAAGAUUUCACGAUCAUUCGUCCAGUUCUGUCUCAACGUCGAGCAGCGCUUCGAUAACGGCAGAUACAACGAAUAGUAAGUUACCAGAACAUAAUGGAGGACCAUUGCCCGGACCAUCCGGCACGGACCCAACUAUCAUUCAUGCGAUCACUCAAACCAUGAUUGGUGAAUAUUUGUGGAAAUAUACUAGACGUAAUUUCGGGAGUGAUAAACGACAUAAAAGGUUCUUUUGGGUUCAUCCAUAUACCAAAACUUUAUAUUGGAGCAACAGAGACCCUGGUAAUUCAGAACCCGUUGAUCCCAAAACAAAGAGCGGAACAUCAUAUUUUGCAUAUAUAGAGUCAGUAAAACAAGUUGAAGAUAAUAAUCCUUCACCUCCCGGUUUACAUCAUAUGAGUUUGAUCAUCAGGACCCCAGAAAGAGAUUUAAAAAUUACAGCACGAUCUAAGGAACGACAUGACUAUUGGUACCAGGCACUAAAGUAUUUGCUUCAACAAAAAACGGAUGAAUCAGACAAAGUUAAUCAAGGACAAGGCCAAAGCCAAGGUCAGACAACCGGACGACCAGGAAAAAUGGCAUCAGAUCCUUGGGAUAAGCAACCAAAUACUCGUAGCUUGUACGAUAGUACGUCGCCAACUGGAUCAUUAAAAGGCGGUAACCUUAAGAAAAAGUCCAGUUUUAAUAAAAUUCAAUCAAUAUUCCGACGUCAAGAUCAAUCAUCAUCACCCCUUUCAUCUGAAGUGAUUGAUGGACAAUCACAACAACUUACGGUACCUGGAACGCAAUGUUGUGACGGUCGUCAUGACGUUAGCAAACUUGAACGAGCCGGUACUCAUAAAGGGCAUAAUCACCAUUUCUAG